This is a messenger RNA of Marmota flaviventris (yellow-bellied marmot), 707 nucleotides long. It is a transcript of the gene Kgd4, whose product is annotated as alpha-ketoglutarate dehydrogenase subunit 4. Gene Ontology annotation, cellular component: oxoglutarate dehydrogenase complex. Gene Ontology annotation, biological process: 2-oxoglutarate metabolic process. NCBI's taxonomy places the organism in Eukaryota, Metazoa, Chordata, Mammalia, Rodentia, Sciuridae. Gene Ontology annotation, molecular function: oxoglutarate dehydrogenase (succinyl-transferring) activity. The record is from RefSeq and is a predicted model, not a curated record.
GGCAGGCCCCGCCCCCAGAUGCCCAGGACUCCCCGGUACCACUGCUGUUUGCUUGCGCCCCGGAAGCUGCCCCUUCUCGGGGGUCAUGAUGGGCAGCAAAAUGGCGUCUGCCAGCAGGGUCGUUCAGGUAGUCAAGCCACAUACUCCAUUAAUAAGAUUUCCUGACAGAAGAGACAAUCCUAAACUCAGUGUAACAGAAACUUUGAGAUCAGCGGGGCUGCCAUCUCACUCACCUGUAAUUUCACAACAUUCUAAGGGGACUAAAUCACCAGAUUUGCUGAUGCAUCACGGUCCACCAGACACUGCAGAAAUAAUAAAAACAUUACCUCAGAAAUACAGAAGGAAACCUGUAUCUCAAGAAGAAAUGGAAUUUAUCCAACGUGGAGGUCCAGAAUAAUCAUUGUGGCUGCUGUUUGUCAUCAGACAAAAGAAUUAUCUUUACAGUAAAGGACUUCCAAGACAAAUGAAAAACUAUAUUAAUCUUAAUAAAUAUUCUGCAAAAAAAUGAAGUACAGAAAAUUUAAAUGAAUACUUUUAAUUCCUAAUUUAUAUAUCUUGGUAGGCUUCUCUACAAGCUUACCUAAUUGUUUAUAUACAUUAUACUUAUUAAAGUAUACAUUUUGAAAUGUUAGCCUAUUAAUUUACUCUUGAUUAUCAAGUAUUACCAGUAAUGAACUAUUAAAAACACACAGUGUCUAGUAAACUAC